Vidua macroura (Pin-tailed whydah) is the source of this 4043-nucleotide messenger RNA. RefSeq names its product stannin (gene SNN). Lineage: Eukaryota; Metazoa; Chordata; Aves; Passeriformes; Viduidae. The transcript has 4 exons. The record is from RefSeq and is a predicted model, not a curated record. Gene Ontology annotation, cellular component: mitochondrial outer membrane. The coding region runs from base 1428 to 1691 and encodes 87 amino acids.
UUUUUACUCCAGUAAUGACCAACUUCAACUGAAGGGUGACAAAUCCUGUAUUGGGCAAUUUCCUAACUGCAGCACCAUGGCAGGAAUUACCAAAUAUAAUGGGUAUACUGGGAAUGAGACCUUUCUGCAGGUUUGAAGCAGACGCCCUCAGGGAGGCCGGCGCUGUCUGCUCGGGGCCACGGAAGGAGGGCUGGCCGGGCCCGGCGGGGCCGUCAGUGCCACCCACACCGCGGCGGCUCAGGCGUGGCCUCCGCUAACGGCGUCCCUGCCCUGUUGCUGCCGGUGAAACAAGAAGGCGCCUCUUGAGGGGUCACGGAGGUGUCUGAGGGCUUUUACCCCGGCGGGGAUGGCGAGGAGAGCGCUGGGGCUGGGUCAGCGACGUCCGGCACCCUCAGUCCCUGACGGCGGCGGCUGUGCCCUCACGCCCUCGCUUCGACGCCGCGCGGGGCUCAGGGGUGAGGGCUGAGGCGGCGAGGGGAAGGAGCGCGGCCCUUCAAGGGAGCCUUUCAGCCUUCUGCAGGCCGCCGGCGCCGAGACCCGCCAAGCAGCGUCUGGAAAACAUGUCCUAUGGAAAGUGGCUGAGGGAGCUGGGUUUGUUUAGUCCCGAGGAGGCUCCAGGUGGACCUCAUCGCUUUCUACAACUGCCUGAAAGAAGGUUGUAGUGGGCUGGGGGCCGGUCUCUUCUGCCGUGCCCACAGUGAGGGGACCAGAGGAAAUGGCUUUAAGGUGAGACGGCGGCUGUUGGGGUAGUCAGGCAAUGGAAUAGGUUGCCCAGGGCGGUGGUGGCGGCACUGUCCCUAGUGGUGUUUAAGAGGAAGAGGCGUCUGGAUGUGGCGCUGGCUGAUGUGGUUCACAGAUUUAGAGGUGAUUGUGAUGGUGCUGGGUUGACGGUUCGACUGGGCGGUGUUAAGGAUCUCUUCGAACCUCGACGAUUCCACGAUUCCAUGCUUCUGUGAUUCCAUUCUUACCCCUCGCGGCGCGGGGCGGGACCCACCGCGGCUGUCACGGAAAGGGAGGGCAGGGCAGCGGGGGCCCCGCCCUUCAGCUGUUGCUGCCCGGGCCCCGAUUGGCGCCGCGCGGCGCCGCCCGGCCCCCGCUAUAAGGCGGAGGCGCGGGAGGGGAAGGAGCUGCCGCGGCCGCGGCGGGGCUGGUGGGGGAAGAGUGAGAAAGAAGACUUGCCAGACAAGAUCCAAAACCAGUGAAACCUUUGCCUUUGUAAUAAGGUGACUCAGAAAGUCUGCGUAGAGGAUUCCUAGCCAGAGCUGCUUGGUGCAGGGUACUGUCUCUCAAGUACCUGAGUGGGAAGAGGAUAUGCCUGAAGGAAGGAUGCCUACACUUUGUCACUGAAAGGGGUUUGAAGAUGCAUCAAGACUGAUAGUGAGGACAGAAAAAUCUCCUGAAGAAGAGGACAGCCUGAACUAUUGGCCAUGUCUAUCACAGAUCACAGCCCCACCACUGGAGUGGUGACUGUCAUCGUUAUCCUGAUUGCUAUUGCGGCUCUGGGAGCCCUGAUUCUGGGCUGCUGGUGCUACCUGCGGCUGCAGAAGCUCAGCCAGUGUGAGGAUGAGGAAAGCAUUGUGGGUGAGGGAGAAACCAAAGAGCCCUUUCUGCUGGUGCAGUACUCUGCUAAAGGACCCUGUGUGGAGAGGAAAGCAAAGCUAACUCCAAAUGGCCCAGAAGUACACAGCUAACUCGGAGCAACAUGCAGAUGGGCUACGCUCAUGACGUGUAACCAGCAGAAGCAUCUCAAUACUGUGAAGAACCUGGUCACGUGCAAACUACUCAUCAGAAAACACCCUUUUUUUUUUUUUAAUAAGAAUUAAAUAAACUUUGUUUGCAACUGCAUGCACUGAGAAGUUACACUUUGCAUCAACUAAUUCCUCUAUGGCAGGAGCUGACUCACCUGGUGUAAUGUCCAUUGCCGGCAAUGGGCACUGGGAUAUACUGGUGUGAAGAGACUACUACUGUUUUCUGUUACUUGAAUGUUUAGCUGAGCCUAUUUUGAUUGAGCUACUACUGUAAUGUGAACACUUUACAACUGUGAACUGUAAAUAGGCUGCCAGAAACUUGUUUUGUGUUCUGUAGCAUAUGGGAAUGUGAUGUGUAUGUAAUACACAGGACUUCUGAACCACCACCAUGGAUGGGACUCCAGACCUUCAAAACCAGAUCUGCAGUUAAAGCUUGCUUCUGCUACUAGAUUGAGUGUGCAGCCAUUAAGUCAGAACUCCUCCUUUGAACAGUUUAUUGCACUGAUGCAGAGUACUUCAUUUGAAAAGAAGGGAUAAGCCUUCAAUAAUAUGCUGAAGGAGGAAACACAAGAGCAAGGAAAAGUACCUUUAGCUGCAGCUAUGUUGGUUAAGCUUUUGGCUGCUAGGACUGAGUUCUACAUGUAGCCACUGCAAGGAAACUGCCAUUUUGAUGGGUUCCAACCUGGGAACUUAUGAUGGAUACUGAACCCUCAGGGAAAGUCCAGAUGGAUUCCAGGUGUUUGAAAUGGCAGUAGAGCAGGCUUCUGUCUUCCAUAGGUCUGUGUGCUGAAACUGCAUAAGUGGUUACUUAGCAAAACUGGCUUAAGUGCAACUAGUAUGAAUUCUUCCUAGAACCCUGGUUUGUGUACUUAGGGUGUAUGUUAACAGCCUGUUACAAAAAGGCAUUUUGUAAUACAUACAGCCAGACAACUCUAGAAUUCAGUUAAUGUAUCUUGUAUAUAACUUUUGAUGGAACUGUACUACAACAGGAAAAGUUUGUCUUUUCUACUGUUGAUAGGGGCAAGGGUUAUUGCUGGUGAGUUUGUAGAAGUUUUUAGCUAGCAAUGGCCAAGUCCUUCCAGAUAAUAUGUAUUUCCUGUUCUGUGCUGGCAUUCAGCUAUAGGAACUGUAGAAAGGUGUUAAAUGGGAAGUUCUGGACUGCAAAGGAUUGGGGGGGAGAAGGAACAACAUGAGCAGCCAAUGGCAGCUUAUGUAUUCUAAAAUUCUUUGUGUAGGCACACAUGCUUAGAGGUCACUAGCCUGUUUUCUAUUACUUUAUAUGUGGCCUCCUUUGCAUACUGAUGUUUUUAAACACUUAAUUGCCUAGCCUUAAUUCAGCUCCAGAGGAAGCAUUAGACUUGCUUCUUGUACUUGUACAUAUGGAAUAACUUAAGGCCUAGCAAGCUUGCUUGAGAAUUUUAACUAUAUGCAAGACAAGAAUGGCCUAGACAAAAAGUUCUCCCCUUCUUCUAAACUAAGAUAUUGAAUUGCUUUGUUAGUAUUACAUUUGCCUUUUUAAAAUUGAAAGCUGUAAUUUGAAGCAAAAAAAUGCCGUCAAUAGUAAAAAGCUCCUGCUGUUGCCUCUUGAGUACAACAUAUGGGGUACAGCUGAUAAUGUUCUUACCCUGAGACAUGCUUUUUAAAAUAUUGCUCUCAAGAGACUUGCAUGUAUAGACAGACCUGUACACUUAAAUAGCUGUAUUUGAGACCUCUUAAAAGCAAAGAAAAAAAUGAUUAAUUCAGUAAGACUUCCUCUAGUUUUCAGUAGAGAACAGUUCACAUAUGGCUUUUGUGGUUUCUAGGGUCAGAAUACCAGUAUACAAAAGUGAUACAAAGUGUUGAAGAUCGGGAACAGAACAGCUGUAGCAAGAUGACUUUGUCCAUUCAAGUUUACUGAUUACACAGAUGAAUUAUCUAUUUUCAGCACAGAGAAUGCAGUGUAAAGGGCAAAUUUCAGAAAUUAUGGAAAAAUAUAAAUCAAAGGUCUGAUUUCCCUUCUAGCAGCUGUAAGAGAAAGCCAGUGAAAACUAACUGGUCCUUAGAGGUGCUGCACACUGCUGCCCCUGCAAACCAGUAUCUUUCAUUUAAAUGGAUGGGUGUUUGCAAGUUAGUGCAAUAGUAAAGUGCAGAAAGUGUUUUCCAUUCUCCUCUUCUCUUAAGAUGGGGGUAUCUAAUAAGUUGUUCAAGUAUACAAAAAUAUUCCAUUUGAUUUUUCUUUUUCUAGAUCAUGUGGGGAAAGUCUUUAUUUACAAUGAAUGUCAAUAAAAUUUGCAUAAAUGCCUACCCAAUACUGCA